AUGGACUUCAAUUUCAAGAAGAUUGCAAGUGAUGCUAGCGGUUUUUUCAGUCGAGCUAAACAGUAUACAGAAGAAACUUUUCUGAAGGCAGAAAAAACUGAACUUGAUGCGCAUUUUGAAAACCUUUUACAACGAGCAGACAAAACUGAGGAACAUACCAAACGGUUACUAUCAUGUUUGGAAAGUUACCUACAACCAAAUCCAACCAUACGAAUGGAAGAAGUUUUUUAUGAAAAACUGGAUUUACGUAAGGAAGGAAAUAGGUUAAGCAACCUGGAACACUUGGGUCAAGCAAUGAGUGAUGCAGGACAUGAAUUUGGCGCAGGAACUCCUUAUGGCAAUGCUUUAAUCAAGAUUGCGGAAGUUGAAUAUAAAAUCGGGGCUGGAGAAAGAGAUUUUGUUCGAAAUUGUGCUCACAAUACUUUGUUGCCCAUCCGCCGCUUUCUUGAGGGUGAUAUGAAGACGAUACAGCGAGAAAGGAAAGUCUUGAAUACAAAACGCCUUGACUUGGAUGCUGCUAAAAGCAGGUUGAGGAAAGCAAAAACUUUGGAGUCACAGAGCAAUGUAAGACCAAAAGAACUAACGCCGCCAGCGAAUGCGUCUGUCACUAUAGAACAGGCUGAAGCCGACUUGCGUAUUGCUCAAGCAGAGUUCGACAAACAAGCGGAAAUCACGAAAUUGUUGCUUGAAGGCAUACAAACUGCACAUAAUAAUCAACUAAGGUGUCUACGCGAUUUUGUUGAAGCUCAAAUGUCCUUCUAUGCACAAGCACAUCUUCAUAUGGCAGAUUUACAGAGGGAAUUAUUUGGGACAUUAUCUGGUGAUACCGGGAUUGGUAUGUAUGGUGGCCGAAAUGCAGAAACUUUCCCUUCUGUCAAUCGUUCUGGUCAGAAGGAAGUGGUUUCAGGGCAGAAAGAUGGGAAUAACAUAUCAUAG
Molecule: messenger RNA, 936 nt
Organism: Enterobius vermicularis (human pinworm)
Lineage: Eukaryota; Metazoa; Nematoda; Chromadorea; Rhabditida; Oxyuridae
Source: the annotation of a GenBank genome assembly